Molecule: messenger RNA, 3539 nt
Organism: Physcomitrium patens
Lineage: Eukaryota; Viridiplantae; Streptophyta; Bryopsida; Funariales; Funariaceae
Source: RefSeq, a predicted model, not a curated record
UGAUAUGGAUUAGGGUUUCGUUCCCACAGGAAUGCCAGAGCUCCACUUCCCCACUUCGAAGUGUGACGUUAUUCCUCAAUCCUCUCGCAUUCCUCCGCUGUUUGUUUGUUUCCCGAUGCUGCUGUUGCUCGCCAGUUCCAUGGAGAAGGUGCUGCUGGAGCUCAGGAAUCACGCAGCUUAGUGAGGAGGUAGAAUUCGUGCUUUUUAUGGAUAUGAUUGGUAUGUGAUUUUUGCAAGGUGAUUAGUGAGGUGAGUGGAUAUACAGCGUGCAGCUGAAAGCAAGAAAUUCCGAGAAACAGCGCAGAGAUUGGCAUAUUCGGAUAGCAGACUAAGAGCAGAAAAAUCUACGAGGUUUUUGGAGCAUUUAAAGAUGGCAGGGGUGGUUCGUAAUCGCUGUAGACUCGGAACUAACAGCAUAGGUGGUUAAUGAGGCUCUUUCCUUAGUUACACAGGUCUCCUACAUGCAAUGGAUUUAAGUCAGCAAGAAUUUCACGCCAAUAUGCGGGGCGGUCCUCCCCCAUCGCAGAGUUGGCACACUGAGGAACCCGACUCUAGUGGAUAUUAUUUGCAUCCCCGUGUCAAUGCACAUCGCUUUUCAAAAUCCGAUGGUCGACCAAGAAUGAGAAGUACGAUCAAUGGGCCAGGAUUUCCUCCGACCCCUAAGUAUUUCCCAGAGGACCCAAUAUAUCCACCAGGCUUUGACAGCAGCCAAAUGUAUCCUCCAGGCUUUGACAAAAGGCGUAAUUUCCCUGACGAAAUGAUCUUCGAAGAAUCUUUGGAGGUGACCUCAGUCAGGCCGUUCCUUCCUCAGAGAAGAGCCCCUUCUGGUGAACGUAACACAUCUCGUGCGUUCGAUGAAGUUUCUAGAGGAAAUAAUCAGGGCAGUAGGUUUGAAUCACGUGUUCCGUCUCAAAGCUCCCAAACAAAUAUUUUAGUAUUUGAAACCAAUGAGUUAGAUGCAUCUGAGGGAGGUCCGAGGGUAUUGUUGUCGCAUGACGGGAAUAUAAGGAAGAGGAAGAAAACAGGCGUUGAGGAUGUCCAAGCAGCUCAUGCAGACAUCAUUAAUCUAAGGUCAUCAUUUGAGAAGGCUCAGCCAUCUUCAAUUCGUUCCAGUGUUAUAGGAGGACCUUUUGUUCCUCGGACUGUUGGGGCCACAGCUCAGAAAUCAGCUUCUGCCUGUGAUAAGUACGAUAAAGCUACAAAACUUUGUCUCAAAUUGUGGAAAGAUCUUGACUUCGCAAUGAAACAGCGAGAAAAGACGUUGAGAGCAAAUGAGCAGAACUUUUCGGUAAGUGAUGUUAACAAAGAAGCGCUGGAGGAAGAGAAAAAACUGGCUGCUGCUAUGAAGGUUGAAGUAACGGAACAACGCCAAAGACUAGAGGAGGAGGCACAGAAAAUAAGAACGGAGAAGGAUGCCUUGGAGCGCAUAAGCACUGAUAUUGCUCUGCAGAUGGUAGAGCUUAAACAAAUACAGAAGCAGAUUGGAAAGGAGAAGGCGGCUCUCCUGGCACUAAAAUCAGAGUCUUCUGGAAAAAAGGGGCGUUCGAAGGAGCCGGAAUGUGUUACAACUACCGGGAAUAUACCACUCUGUGUAGUCAAAGCAGAAUCAGUCGGGCCAGCUUCUUAUGUGAAUACUACUUGUUUCAAUAAUACAAAUUGUGACUUGCAAUCAUGUGCAACUCCAAGUAACUUGAGGGUCGAAGAGCCAAGAACGACCGAAGCAUUGGCUGUAGUCAUGAACAGCAACAUGACUUCGAUGAGAGCCGGGCCUGGGACUUCAGAGGGGGUUACUGUACAGAGCUAUACAAGCAAGCUGGAGGAAAAUUCCAGUGAGGAUGACAUGGAUGACGUUCCACUUGCCACGAGACUUCGUUCGCAGCGGGUGGAAAAAACAAAGCAACGUGAGGACUUAGAAUCGUCAACAAGAAAAGUACUUAUUCAAAAGAAAGAAUCUCAAUUUCUGGGAGGCAAUUCACUGGUUAACGACUUUCAUAUGAAGAGAAAUAAAGUAGCGAUUGAAUUUGCGCUUCAGGAAGAUGCACCAGGCCUAUUAGAGCAAUUGGAAGAGAGAGGGCUGCUUGAAGACAUGGGUAUUUAUGAGGAUAUGACGGUGGAUAAUUUAUUGACUACAGAGAGCCCUGCAAGUGAGUUUGGAAAACUUGAGAGGGUGGUGGGCAAGCUUUGGGGACCAACUUCAGGACUCGCAAAGGAUCUCAUACCUCUUAAAGGACAAGGGUCAGGCAACAUGCCGCGUUACUGCCUUGCCUGUCUAUCAUCACUAAUUGAGCAGACUAGGUCAUUGCGUAAGCGAAAUUGGCCAGUGGAGUGGGGCUGGUGUAGACGCCUACGUUCAUUUCUUUUUGUUUUUGAAAAACACAACAGGAUUGUGUUGGAGCGACCUGAGUAUGGAUAUGCAACAUACUUUUUUGAGUUGGUUCAAAGCUUACCUGUAAAAUGGCAAACGCAGCGGUUGAUCGCGGUCAUGAGUGUCGCAUCAACCGGUCGUGCAGCCCUCUUAGAAAAUCGUCAGCUAGUGGUGGGUGUCGAUCUUACAGACGAUGAGGGAGCUAUCUUGGAAGAAUACGGAUGGAAAUGCAGCAGUGGUUUGGGUUCUCUUCUGAACUUCUGUGAUCGUGUGGUACAUGACUACAGCAAAGGACAAGAUCUUGGAAAUGACUGGAAACACAAAAUCGGGAAGCUUCUCAUGGACGGAUACGAUCAAGGCAGCAUAGUUGGAAGCAGUGUUCAGUGCACGAAAUUUCGUACAGCGCACCUUUCUUCUGAGAAUCCAGGGAAGUUCUCUCGUAGUCACAGAAGCAUGAGGAGGGUGUGUCGCGAAUCACUCUGGCGGUUUACAACUUUCAGCCUUUUAUCGUGCUUGCAGACGAAUAAGUCUUAUGUUUAUCUCUCCGGUUAUUGAAGGUUUGGUUCUCUCCAAGCUCAAUUGGGUUGAGAUCCCACCGAACAAUUUGUCAUAGCCGGUGAGGUGGAGUAGUACAAGACAUGACUCCUGUCCAUGAUGGGCGGACAAAUAUGUUGCGAACCCGGCUGAACUUUUCAUUGUUCCACGUCAGCCCCUCCCGCCAUGGAAGCCCUGGUUUAUAAUAGCUCUUGACCUGUCACAGCUUCCUUGACGCCAGCUGCAUUGCAGUUCACGGUUCCAGCAUAGUCCCUAUUGAUACGUCUCUGGAUUAAUGCGUGAACAUAUUCUUGAUGCUACUGGGAACAUUUUUGCAACCUCCUCUUACUCGCUAUUUCCUUCACAAGGGGCCUUACUCUUAUCGCACUUUCACUCUUAGAAUUGUGCCUCCUCAGAGAUUAGUUCAAGCGUGUGAAGAAAGGUUUGAGAAUGGUACUGCCUUGAGAACGAGACGAGAGCGGAAAAUUGUAGCUUACUUUGUGGUUUGUACAAGAUUCUACCAGGUUUAGUGGAGGGUCCACACUUGAAACAACUUCCUCUUGGUAAUCUUAAGCUGUUUGGUCCUGCUCAAGCGCGAUGAGCAGUUCUGUAUCAUCAAACUAAUCCCCUUUUGUGCGAA